AUGGCUAAAGAAACGAAAGAUCUGGAGGCUGCCAUUCAUGACCAGACAAACUUGGUACCACUCAAGCAACGAUUGGUCAUAUUUUUUACCCUGGCCUCCUGCAUGUUCUUGUGCUAUGUCGACCAGAACGGAAUCACUGUAUUGUUACCUAGCAUUGCAAAGGACUUGAAUGCUGCCGACACGAUCGCCUGGGCUGGUACAUCCGCCCUCAUCGCGAAUACUGUCUUCCAGGUUCUCUAUGGUCGCCUGUCAGACCUCUUCGGUCGCAAGAAAAUCUUUGUCGCAUGCAUGGUAUUACUGGCUAUCUCGGAUUUAAUCUGCGGUCUCACACCUAACAAGGAAGUUCUCUAUGUGUUCCGCGGUAUCUCUGGUGUUGCUAAUGGCGGCAUUGUUGCUUUGGUCAACAUGAUCAUGUCAGACGUUGUGACCCUACAGCAAAGAGGCAAAUACCAGGGCAUCAUUGGAUCUUUUAUUGGACUGGGCAAUGCUGCCGGUCCGUUGAUUGCUGCUGCUUUUACGCAACACUCCACCUGGAGAGGCCUGUUCUAUCUGAAUGCGCCCCUGUGUCUUAUCGCUGCAGGAGUAGCUGCAUGGACAUUACCGCAAAGCAUGCCCAAGGUCAAUUUCCGAGAAACCAUCCGGAAAGUGGAUUGGAUCGGCCUCUUCUUCAGCACAGCAGCCAUCAUACUUAUUCUUAUCGCCAUUUCCGACGGUGGUCAUGGCACACCCUGGAACUCGGCCGAGACCAUUUCGAUGCUGGUGGUUGGCAGCAUCUGUGCCAUUGCCUUUGUCAUUGUCGAAUGGAAAUUUGCCAAACUGCCAAUGAUGCCGCUGGAAAUGUGGAGGAACAAGUCUGUCGCAUUUAUGCUGGUCCAGUCGUUCUUGCUCGGUAUGAAUUACUAUGCUCUGAUUUACUACCUGCCUCUGUACUACCAAAAUGUCGGUGGAUACGAUGUCAUGAAAUCGGCAGUUCUAAUCUUGCCCCUGGUCUUGGUACAAGCCGCCUUCUCUGCACUUGGCGGACAAUACAUGUCCUUCAUCGGCCACUACAUCGAGGUCAUUCUUAUUGGCUUCGCCGUCUGGACCCUAGGAUCUGGUCUGCUCGUCUCCCUUGGUGCCGAUUCUUCUAUUGGUCACAUCUGCGGCUUCAUCAUCAUGGUCGGAUUCGGUGCCGGAUGCACGUUCCAAACGACCAACACCGCAAUGCAAGCGCAUUCUCCAAAGUCGCAACGCGCAAUCGUCAUCUCGAACAGAAUGUUGUUGCGUCAACUUGGUGGUGCAGUCGGUCUGGCCAUCUCUUCAGCCAUCUCAGGCAAUGUUCUUGCAUCGAGUCUUCCAGCACAUCUCCAGUAUAUCGCUGAAUCCACCUUUGCCGUACCUGACUUGAACACUGUUAGUGCCGCCGACCGAAGAAGUAUUAGCACGGCAUAUGCAAAUGCCAGUCGUGCGGUGUUUAUCUUCUGCGUGGCAGUCAUUGGAUAAAGGAAUGAAAAGAGAAGAAGACAAGGUCGAGGAAAGGGCUCGCGAAGAGGAAAAGGAGCAGUCGGAUCAUGAUUCGGAAGACAAGACUGAAGCUGCAAAGAAGCCUAACAUCCUCGCACGUUACAUAAGCUGGAGAGACUCGCUGAUGAAGGCGGAUGACUGAGGGUGUUUGGCAACAGAGAUGCUAAUUGCAAGAUUCCCGUGUACAGAGGGUCAGAUACACCAAAAGUUUGAUGUUACCACGAAAUAUGACCAUAUCUCAACCAGAACAAUGUUAUAUCAUGACCAAUACUUCCCAAGUGUUUCUUCGAAUUGCUCUCUCAGCCAGCCCUUC
Molecule: messenger RNA, 1816 nt
Organism: Aureobasidium pullulans EXF-150
Lineage: Eukaryota; Fungi; Ascomycota; Dothideomycetes; Dothideales; Saccotheciaceae
Product: putative major facilitator superfamily transporter
Exons: 2
Coding region: 1-1482 (493 amino acids)
Biological process (GO): transmembrane transport
Molecular function (GO): transmembrane transporter activity
Source: RefSeq, a predicted model, not a curated record